ACGUUUGUCGCUCUGAAACCGAAGCUAACAUAUACGACCUAUCAAAAUCUUCCACGUAUCCAAAAAAUAUAAAAAAUUGAAAUUCCUACAACCGGGUAUCGGGAUAGCACUGGAUAUCCGUCGCCGCCUCCUGCCAGCGCUCUCUCAACACCACCACCAUCCGAUGGGGCUCCUGUCCACCUGGCUCUCUCGCCUCGCCUCCCCUCACUCCUCCAAGUCCUUCUUCCACAGAGCCCGGGAACUCUCCCAUCGCUUCAGAGGCCCUCGCUUCUCCGGAGCCCUGCCGUCCAGCGGCAAGGAGCGGCUCCUCUCCUGGUCCCGCUCCAUCGUCCCCUUCGCGAUUGUGGCCUCCGCCGGAGGAGCCCUCGCCCUCGAGCUCAGCUCCACCUCUUCCCUCGAUCACCGCAUUGAAGGGAAAGAACAGACUGGACUAUUAGUUCAAGGACCUCACAAGGAGCUUCCAGAGGAGUUCAUUAAAGAGCUAAAAGCUAUUUUACAAGAUAAUAUGACAUUGGAAUAUGAUGAGAGGCACUUCCAUGGGAAUCCACAGAACAGCUUCCAUAGAGCUGUGAAUAUUCCUGAUGUGAUUGUCUAUCCGAGGUGGCAUGAUGAUGUACAAAAGAUUGUUAUAUCAUGCAACAAAUACAAGGUUCCUAUUACGCCAUAUGGUGGAGCUACCUCAGUAGAGGGUCAAACUUUAGCUCCUCAGGGAGGUCUAUGCAUUGACAUGUCAUUGAUGAAAAAAAUUAAAUCAUUGCAUGUUGAGGACAUGGAUGUAGUUGUUGAGCCAGGUGUUGGGUGGAUUGAACUUAAUGAGUAUCUGAAGCCCUAUGGCCUUUUCUUUCCACUGGAUCCAGGGCCUGGUGCUACAAUUGGGGGCAUGUGUGCUACUCGUUGUUCUGGAUCCUUAGCUGUAAGGUAUGGGACUAUGCGGGAUAAUGUCAUUAAUCUUCAGGUUGUUCUAGGUAAUGGUGAUGUUAUCAAGACAGGUUCCCGUGCGCGAAAAAGUGCUGCUGGGUAUGAUUUGACUCGGUUGAUAAUUGGAAGUGAAGGCACCCUAGGUGUAAUAACAGAAGUGACUUUACGACUUCAAAAGCUUCCUCAACAUUCAAUGGUUGCAAUGUGCAAUAUUCAAACGAUUAAAGAUGCUGCUAAUGCUGCCAUUGCCACAAUGCAUUCUGGUAUACAGGUCUCGAGGGUGGAACUUCUAGAUGAGGUUCAAGUAAAGGCCAUCAAUAUGGCAAAUGGAAAAAACUUACCUGAACUUCCCACCUUGAUGUUUGAAUUUAUUGGCACAGAAGCAUAUUUACGAGAACAAGCUUUGUUGGUUCAGAAGAUAGUUUCUGAACACAAUGGAUCUGAUUUUGUAUUUGUGGAAGAUGCUGAUGCUAAAAAGGAGCUAUGGAGGGUUGUGUCGGUGCUUCAGACAAUAUUCAAAAAAAAUAGCUGGAUAAGGAAGGAGGCACUUUGGGCUUGCUUAGCAAUGGCACCUAAUUUUGAAGCAUUAACUACGGAUGUAUGUGUUCCUUUAUCAAGGCUUGCAGAGUGCAUUUCAAAAUCUAAACAAGAGCUCAAUGCAUCACCAUUGUUGUGCAUGGUUAUUGCUCAUGCUGGUGAUGGAAAUUUCCACGCAUGUAUUCUGUUUGAUCCAGACCAGGAGGAACAGCAGCAAGAAGCAGAGAGACUGAACCAUUUCAUAGUUCAUACUGCCCUAUCAAUGGAAGGAUGGAGCAGUCCAUGUUUUUUCAUGGAAUUGGAGCGUGGGUGUUGCAGCCUGGGGAUGGUAGAUGUCCAAUUCCAUCCCUUUCCAUUUCCUGACAUAUGCUGUCUUGACACUUGGGACAUUACACUGUUCCGACGCUCUAGAGGAACAUGUUCCGGAGAGCAUGGGUGUUGGUACUGGCAAAAUGAAGUACCUUGAAGAAGAGCUUGGUAUCGGAGCACUGAUAACCAUGAAAAGAAUAAAGGCUGCAUUAGAUCCCAACAAUAUUAUGAACCCAGGGAAGCUUAUUCCUCCUCAUGUCUGUUUUUAAUUACCCAUAUUUGUUCAGAGUGAUUUCAAGAAGAAAUACUUAAGUACUAUUUACAAAUACAGAUAAAGACUUUGGGUAAUUGGUGCCAUUAUCAGUUCUAGUCACAUGCAGCUGUGACAUCAUUCUGUAUUAUCUUUCCAUCCCUGGGUUUUCUAGAGAGCCAGAAUGCUCCUGUCUGUGAUAAAUUAAUUGGUUCCGGUCAGUUUCUGUCCAGAAUAUGGUUAACUGAGAUCAAUGAUAUUGGAGCAAAGAGUCUUCUGUAAGCUUUAGAACAAUUUGUUGUUUCUAAUUUAGUUUAUUUUCUUGUUAUUGUUU
Messenger RNA from Phoenix dactylifera (date palm), 2348 nucleotides. NCBI's taxonomy places the organism in Eukaryota, Viridiplantae, Streptophyta, Magnoliopsida, Arecales, Arecaceae. The record is from RefSeq and is a predicted model, not a curated record.